AUGUCGAGCACAUCUUCUACCGAGAAUCCCGAGAAGGGGCCCGAUCCUCCACAGCCGACGUGGAUAGUAGAAUGGGACGGCGAGAAUGACCUCGAAAAUCCCCAUAACUGGUCCCAAAAGUACAAAUUGUUCGUCAGCAUUGUACUCAUUAUUCUACCUUUGAUCGUCAAUAUCGGCUCCAGUGUCAUGAGUGGUACUGCUUCAUCGCUAGAGAAGGAGUUCCACGUCAGCUCCGAGGUGGCAGUUCUGACCACCACCAUGUUUUUAAUUGGAUUUGUUACCGGCCCUCUGAUCUUCGGCCCUCUAUCAGAGAAGUACGGGCGGCGAUUGCCUAUUCUCAGCGGCGUGGUUCUCUUCGCUACCUUCUGCAUUCCGAUCGCCGUCGCCCAGAACUUUUAUACAAUCUUAAUCUCACGCUUCUUCAGCGGCGCCUUUGGUGCGUCAUCAAUGGCUGUCACGGGAGGUGCAUUGACAGACGUGUGGAAUACUGCGGUCAGUCGAGGAAUCUCGUUGGAUUGCUUCGUGGCCACAGCCUUCGUGGGUCCCGUCAUUGGACCCAUUGUGGGCGACUUCAUCACGCAGAGCUAUCUGGGCUGGCGUUGGACUAUGUGGAUUACGAUGAUCGCCGCUUACAGCUUCUCCAUAUUCGCUAGCAUCGUCCUGCCCGAGACUUUUGCACCAGCCCUUCUCACAGCCAAAGCCGCGCGACUACGAUUCGAAACAAAGAACUGGGCAUUGCAUAGUAAGAUGGAAGAGGAAAGCAAGACAACGAUCAAGUCUUUUUCGAAGGUCUAUCUCGUGCGCCCGUGGAUUCUCCUUGCAACGGAGCCCAUCAUGAUCCUGGUCACGCUGUACAUGAGCUUCCUUUACGGGCUGCUCUUUCUCUUUUUCCAGGGAUUCCCCAUCUCGUUCGUGGAGCAACGUGGCUGGAAGCCUCAAAUCGGGUCCCUUUCUUUCCUCGGGCUCUUCGUUGGCAUCAUCAUCGGGCUAGUAGGCAUGUUUAUCUGGUCCAUGACGGUCUUCGCGCGCCAGGUCAACUCCACCCCAGGUAAAUCAGUACCGGAGCGUCGUCUGCCGCCGAUGAUUGUGGGCGCCGUUGGAUUGCCCAUCGGACUGUUCUGGUUCGCGUGGACCAGUAAUCCCCAUAUUUCCUGGGGUGCGGAAAUCAUUGCCCCGGCGGUGGUGUCGUCGUCGAUGUUCGCCAUUUUUAUUUCGGGUCUGAAAUACAUUGUUGAUGUGUAUCUGAUUUAUGCGAAUAGCGCGAUCUCUGCCAACACGGUUGUGCGGAGCUGUUUCGGGGCGGGGUUUCCUCUCUUUGCUAAUGCUAUGUACCACAACCUGGGCUUCCCUUGGGCGACUAGCCUGUUGGCGUUUUUGGCUGUCGCGUUGGCUCCAGUGCCGGUCAUCUUCCUCUUGUAUGGGCAGAAGAUCCGGAUGUGGUCGCGCAUGUCAGCCAACAAAACUUGA
Molecule: messenger RNA, 1467 nt
Organism: Penicillium canescens
Lineage: Eukaryota; Fungi; Ascomycota; Eurotiomycetes; Eurotiales; Aspergillaceae
Product: MFS transporter
Exons: 3
Coding region: 1-1467 (488 amino acids)
Biological process (GO): transmembrane transport
Molecular function (GO): transmembrane transporter activity
Source: RefSeq, a predicted model, not a curated record